Arachis stenosperma is the source of this 2662-nucleotide messenger RNA. Its product is annotated as crossover junction endonuclease EME1B-like. Gene Ontology annotation, molecular function: DNA binding; nuclease activity. The coding region runs from base 677 to 2500 and encodes 607 amino acids. The transcript has 13 exons. Gene Ontology annotation, biological process: DNA repair. NCBI's taxonomy places the organism in Eukaryota, Viridiplantae, Streptophyta, Magnoliopsida, Fabales, Fabaceae. Gene Ontology annotation, cellular component: nucleus; Holliday junction resolvase complex. The record is from RefSeq and is a predicted model, not a curated record.
CCUUACUCCUUAGUCAUCCGCAAAAUGCCCUAGCCUCCACCAAAAAAAGCAAACCCUAGCCUCCACCAAGCUUGUCGCAGUCUGUCGGAGUGAGAGACUGCUGCUGCCGCCUCCGUCGCACUCAAGAACUUCCGUCUUCGUGCUAUGGGCGUUCGUUACUUCGCUCUUACCAUCCCCUGUUCGCUCUCAUCAGUCACCUGUUCGCUCUCCAUCCCCUUUUCGCUCUCAUCAGUCGCCUGUUCGCCGUCGUCCAUUGUGCUCAACCGCUCUCCGUCGUCCGUCGAAGGUCAAUGUUCACUGCUGGUGCUUGUUCUUCAUGCUUGUUCUUCACUAGUAGUGACCCACCCACCCAACCCAUCCAUUUCCUCUUCCAUUUUCGAACCCUAACCCAUAGCUGCGCUAAUUUUCUAUUCCAUUUUCGAACCCUAACCCGGCAACAAGCUCCACAAUCGACGCCGGCAGAAGGAACUCCAACGGGCAGAAGGAACUCCCGGUCGCGGAUCGAAGCUGCUGUCAGCGGCGUCGUCAUCUAGUCGUCUGAACUCUGGUGCUUCUGGCGUCGGUGUCGUCUGGUCGCCCUGGUCGUCGGUGUUGUCUGGUCGCCCUGGUCGUCGGCGCCGUCGUUCUGGAACUCAGGCCUUCUUGCUCUCUGCCACGUUUUGUGCUUAAUCGGGAUAUGAUUUCCUUUGAUCCAAACAUAGUCUCUGGUGAAUUAUCCCGCGCUUAUUCGAAGACAGAAACUACCACAACCCCCCGGUGGCGGCACAACCACAGCACAGCACCGCACCGCACCAACACACACAUCAUGGAACCCAUCAUCCUUUCUGACGAAGAUGACCCUUCAACGCCGUUUCCGAUCCAAUCCAAGAAACGCCGAACUGAACCAGCACCUAACCAGACCAUUUUCCUCGUCGAUGACGACCCGACCCCACAGAAACCCCAGCUGCAACACGGUGCACAUUCUUCGUCUACACCUUCGUUCGUCGCCGAGACUCCGAUGUCCCUGCAAUUCGAUUCUGAAGUGGCGAUCGUGAAAUGCAUUCCAACUUCUCAUUCCGAUCCUAAUGUUAGGGUUUCCACUUGCCUGCCCAAUAACCUCUCCGGAAUUAGUCAAAUGAUAUGUUUGGAUUCAGAUAACGAGUCGGAAAAUUCUGCUUUGCGCAAUUGUGAUGAGAAUGAAACAAGGGGCCCCGCAUUGGAUCUUCCUGGUUCAGGAGGUUCAAGAUGGACUUCAAAUUUGAUUGGAUCUGGAAGUUCUGCUGAGAGACAUUCAUUGGAAACUAUGGAGAUGCACAUAUCAAGUGGAAAUGAUACUCAAACUGAAAACUCUGGGGACAAUCCUUCAAAUCCAACAUCUUCUCAAUUGGAGGAGAAUGUCCAAAAGAAGAAAAGAUCCAAUGUUUCUGCAAAGAACACUGGCAAAGCAACGGGAAGAACAAAGAUGACAAAAGAGGAAAGAAGUCGCUUGAUGGAGGAAAAGAAACUACAAAAGGAACAAGAGAAGUUAAGAAAAGCAGCACUUAAAGCUGAAGCUGCAGAACUUAAAAAAACGGAGAAAGAAAAGCAGAAGUGGGAAAAAGGGAAGUUUGCCACAAAUUCCAUUGUAGCAGAAAUUGACACGAUGGUAGUUGAAUCAGGAUCAAUUGGAGGACAUCUGCUUACUAGAUUUUAUGAAAAAGGGCUUAAAUACCAGAUUACAUCAAAUCCCAUCAAAGGGUCAAUUUUAUGGCAUAUGGAAGUUCCAGAACAACUUUCACAGUAUUCAACUAAAAGAAUUGAGAUUUCAUAUGUGUUACUGGUUUAUGAAGCUGACAAAUUUUGUAACCUCAUCACAAAUGAUUCUCUUUGGGGUCAUCUCUCUAGCAUUCAAAGUCAUUAUCCAUCCUAUACAGUUUGUUAUCUCACCAAUAGAUUGAUGGCUUACAUUAAUAAAAGGGAACAGGAAAAGUACAAGAAUCCUGAUAAAUAUAGCAGUUGGAGGCGUCCGCCUGUUGAGGAGGUGCUUGCAAAAUUAGCAACUCAUUUCACCAAAGUUCAUUCCAGGCAGUGUGUGGAUGAGGCUGAACUGGCUGAACAUGUUGCUGGUUUGACAACCAGCCUGGCAUCUUGUCAAUUUAGAAAGAAGUUAACUCGAUUAUCUGUGAGUGCAAAUGGAGCCCUUGUUCCAAAGGACAGUGUUGAUCGUAAUUUAAUAAAGAAAUCGUUGUGGUUAAAAGCUUUGGUUGCUAUCCCCAAGGUUCAGCCUCGAUUUGCUAUUGCUAUUUGGAAGAAAUACCCAACCAUGAAGUCCUUGUUAAGCGUUUAUAUGGAUCCAAGCAAAUCGGAGCAUGAGAAGGAGUUUUUACUUAAAGACCUGACAGUAGAAAAUCUGGUUGGCGGCGACAGAAGAUUAGGUGAGGUUUGUUCAAAGAGAGUGUAUAGAAUUCUAAUGGCGCAAAGCGGAAGCAUUCAAACCGACGACAUUGAGGAUGGUGCUGAUUUCUUUGCGCGUCAAUCAUAAAACGCAAUAGAGCUUUCUAAUCUUUUUGGGUCGGAAUAUGUAAAUCCCUAUUUAAGAAAGGGUAUCAACAUGGGAAUGCAUUUGUCAUUUUUAAAUGAAUUGUGUCAAGUGUACAUAAUAGAUCUUGGUUUGGACUCAAUUUAAACUAGCAUUUUAAUUUUA